AUGGCCCGGAUCCAACUCGCCAUCGUUGCUCUCCUGAUCCUAACCAUUGAGCCCUCUUCAUCCGCCCGAUCGUUCAUCCAGUUGCCUACCGACAGAAUCUCCGGUCGAUAUGGGGACGUUGACUUGCAUUGCGGGAGCUGGAAGUUUACAGUGGAAACCAACAGCGCCGGCACCUGGAGCCAGGUCCCCCAGGAAUGCGUCGAUUUCGUGAAGGAUUACAUCUCUGGCGAGCGGUACUUGUCCGAUUCGGACGCCGUGGCCGGCGACGCGGUGGCUUUCGUCAAGGAGGCACAAGUUUCCGGCAACGGGAAGGAUGCCUGGGUUUUCGACAUUGAUGAAACUCUGCUUUCCAAUGUUCCAUACUACGCCGUAAAUGGAUAUGGUUUUGACAACUGGGUGGACUUGGCUGAGGCUCCUGCUUUAUCUGCAAGCUUAAGAUUGUACAAGGAGCUUCAGUCCCUCGGGUUUACGAUAUUUCUACUGACCGGGCGGAGUGAAUUUCAAAGGAAUGCCACUGAGGUUAACCUAAUGAAUGUUGGAUACACAGGCUGGAAAAGGCUUAUCUUGAGGGGAGACUCUGAUCAAGGGAAGGAUGCCUCAGUCUACAAAUCCGAGAAGAGAAAAGAGAUUGAAGAUGAAGGCUACAUAAUUCAGGGCAAUUCUGGUGAUCAAUGGAGUGACUUGACCGGAUAUGCUGUGGCCAGACGAUCGUUUAAGCUGCCUAACCCGAUGUAUUACAUCCCCUAA
Striga hermonthica is the source of this 747-nucleotide messenger RNA. Lineage: Eukaryota; Viridiplantae; Streptophyta; Magnoliopsida; Lamiales; Orobanchaceae. The record is from the annotation of a GenBank genome assembly.